This is a messenger RNA of Lathyrus sativus (Indian pea), 369 nucleotides long. The record is from the annotation of a GenBank genome assembly. Lineage: Eukaryota; Viridiplantae; Streptophyta; Magnoliopsida; Fabales; Fabaceae.
AUGAACCAGAGAGGUUUGAGUGAUAGUAUGGAGAUGCCAUCAUACUUAUAUUUAUAUCCCAUUCAAGAAGAUGAAGUUGAUGUGGCACCACAAAUAUGGGAUGCUUUUAUUCUCAUCAACAAUGCUUCAGCCAAUGAGUACAAAGCUUUUUCUCCAAAGAAAAGAAUUCACCAUUGGAAUAAACAACAGCACAGGUUAUUUUUAGAAGGACUCGAAAGGUAUGGAAAGGGUAAUUGGAAAAAGAUUUCAAAACAUGUUGUUUCAAAAUCAUGGAUUCAAGUUGCUAGGCAUGCUCAAAGGUAUUUUAAGGCAGUUCAACAAAAAAAUUAUUUUAUCAAACAAGAAGAAGGAAAGAAGAAGCAAAUUUGA